AUGAAGGGGAUUUACAGAGACGGAUACUACGACGGAUCUAUUGAACUACGGGACGUCUUCAACAGGAGAUGCGUAAAAUGUGAAUGCCGAGGGGACUUUGCGCAAGCCAGGACGAUGAGGAUUAGGACGGGACUUGUUUUUUGGAACCUCGUCUUCUCUCUGAUGUUCACAUGUGUGAAAGGUUUUAUCCACACUUGCGGAGGCACUUUAAAAGGGAGGAAUGGGACGAUAGAAAGCCCCGGCUUUCCAUAUGGAUAUCCCAAUGGAGCAAACUGUACCUGGGUGAUCGUUGCCGAUGAGGGCAACAGGAUUCAUAUAGUUUUUCAAUCUUUCGCUGUGGAGGAGGAAUAUGACUUUUUAUCUUUGUAUGAUGGACAUCCACACCCGGCUAACUUCAGGACGAGGUUAACAGGAUUUACCAUCCCUCCGCCUGUUACCAGUUCUGCUAACAUUUUUUCACUGAGGCUUACCAGUGACUUUGCAGUAAGCGCUCAUGGAUUUAAGGCAGCUUAUGAAGAGCUAAGAAGCAGCUCAUGUGGAAACCCUGGUGUUCCAUCCAAAGGAAUACUGAAUGGAACUCAGUUCAACGUAGGUGACAAGAUUCGCUACCGGUGUGUCACAGGCUAUGUCCUAGACGGACAUUCACAACUCACCUGUGUCACCAAUGCAGCCGGGGUGUCAGUGUGGGACUUUCCUGUGCCAAUCUGCAGAGCGGAGGACACGUGCGGUGGCACCCUGAGGGGCUCCAGCGGGCUCAUCUCCAGCUUCGAUUUCCCCAGCAGUCUUGGGAGCAGUGGGGAGUGUAAGUGGACCAUCCUGGCAGAUCCCGGGGAUACCAUCUCCCUGGUGUUCACUGAAUUUCAGAUGGAGGAAAAGUCCGAUUAUCUGGAAGUGGAGGGAUCUGAACCGCCAACCAUAUGGAUGACUGGGAUGAACAUUCCAGCUCCCAUCAUCAGCAACAAAAACUGGCUACGGCUCCAUUUUGUGACAGAGAGCAACCACCGCCACAAAGGCUUCAGGGCUCAGUAUCAAGUGAAAAGCUCUGGAGAGCUUAAAUCCAGAGGGGUAAAAUUAUUACCAGGAAAGGACAACACUAACAAACUGUCUUUGAUGAAUGAAGGAGGAAUCAAACAGGUGUCUAAUUACUGCCCUGACCCGGGGGAGCCGGAGAAUGGCAAACGGAUUGGCUCUGACUUCAGCAUCGGAGCAACUGCUCAAUUUACCUGUGAUGAAGACCAUGUGCUGCAGGGUUCCAAAACGAUUACCUGCCAGCGUGUAGCCGAAGUCUUCGCUGCUUGGAGCGACCACAGACCCGUCUGCAAGGUGAAAACGUGUGGGUCAAAUCUACAGGGACCAUCAGGGACCUUCACAUCCCCUAACUUCCCUAUCCAGUAUGAGAGUAAUUCCCAGUGUGUGUGGAUCAUCACAGCCAGUGAUCCAAACAAGGUUAUUCAAAUCAACUUUGAAGAGUUUGACCUUGAAAUUGGGUAUGAUUCACUAACCAUAGGAGAUGGAGGGGAAGUAGGUGACUCCAAAACAAUAAUACAAGUGCUGACUGGGAGCUUUGUCCCAGACUUGAUUGUCAGCAUGUCCCAUCAGAUGUGGCUUCAUCUCCAGUCUGAUGAGAGUGUGGGCUCGAUUGGCUUCAAGAUCAACUAUAAAGAAAUUGACAAAGAGAGUUGCGGUGACCCUGGUACACCUCUGUACGGCUACCAAGAUGGUAGUGGCUUUUUAAAUGGUGAUGUUCUGCGCUUUGAAUGCCAGUUUGGAUUCGAGCUCAUAGGGGAGAGGAUGAUAACCUGCCAGAACAACAAUCAGUGGUCGGCUAAUAUCCCCAUCUGCAUAUUCCCCUGUUUCUCCAACUUCACUGCCCCCAUGGGGACGGUGUUGUCUCCUGACUACCCAGAAGGCUAUGGGAACAACCUCAACUGUGUGUGGCUGAUUAUCUCUGAGCCGGGCUCCAGAAUCCACCUGGCCUUUAAUGACUUUGACCUGGAGCCCCCCUAUGACUUCCUCACUAUCAAAGAUGGGGACCAGUUAGGGGCCACAAUACUCGGACGCUUCUCAGGGGCUGAAGUUCCUUCCCACCUGACGUCCAACAGCAACGUACUGCAGCUAGAGUUUCAGGCUGAUCACUCUAUGUCUGGACGGGGCUUCAAUAUCACCUAUAGCACUUUUGGGCGUAAUGAGUGCCCUGACCCUGGCAUACCGUUGAAUGCCAGACGCUUUGGGGACAGCUUCCAACUAGGGAGCUCCAUCUCCGUGGUUUGUGAAGAGGGCUUCAUCAAAACGCAGGGGGCUGACACCAUCACAUGCCAUCUGGAGGAAAGCAAAGUGAUGUGGAGUGGACUCAUUCCCAAAUGUGAAGCUCCUUGUGGUGGUCACUACUCUGGUCCAUCUGGUGUCAUCCUGUCCCCGGGGUGGCCAGGCUACUACAAAGACUCGCUUAGUUGUGAGUGGGUCAUUGAGGCUGAACCUGGCCGUUCCAUCAAGAUCAGCUUUGACAGGUUUCAAACUGAACUGAGCUACGACUUCCUGGAAGUGCAUGAUGGUCCCAACCUGCUCUCACCUCUGAUUGGCUCAUUUAAUGGAACCCAGGUCCCUCAGUUCCUGUUUGGUAGCAGUAACUUCCUGUACAUGCUUUUCACCACCGAUAACAGUCGAUCAAACAGUGGCUUCAAGAUCUUCUACGAAGUGGUUACAUUGGACACGUUCUCCUGCAUGGAUCCUGGUAUUCCGGUGAACGGUGUGAGGUUGGCCCAUGAUCUGUCGAUCGGCUCCACCGUUUCCUUCCAAUGUGACCCAGGAUACAGGCUGAGCCACGAGGAGCCACUGGUUUGUGAGAAGAACCACUUCUGGAGCCACCCACUGCCCUCUUGUGAUGCAUCGUGCGGUGGUGAUAUCAGGGGACCUGGGGGGAUCAUUUUAUCACCUGGUUACCCGGAGCUGUAUCCCAACUCUCUAAACUGUACGUGGACUGUAGAGGUCAGCCAUGGAAAAGAGUAUGAUCUGGAACCCUGUCAGGAUCCUGGAACACCUCAGUUCGGCUGGCACACGGGUUCCAGAUUUGGAAUCGGGGACUCGCUGGCGUUCACCUGCAAUACAGGGUAUCGUCUACAGGGGACGAAGGAGAUUGUGUGCUUGGGAGGUGGCCGUCGUAUGUGGAGUGCCCCUCUUCCAAGGUGUGUGGCUGAGUGUGGAUCAACAGUGUCCAACAAUGAGGGAGUUCUUUUGUCCCCAAACUACCCAAUGAACUAUGACAACAGCCACGAGUGUGUGUACAGCAUCCAGGUUACAACCGGCAAAGGCAUCAACAUCACUGCCAGCACUUUUCAACUCGCACAAGGUGACAUCAUCAAGGUUUAUGAUGGCAAGGAUGGUGCAGCCCCACUCCUUGGCACCUACACAGGCACGUCGAUGCAAGGUCUGUCCCUCACCAGCACUUCCAACUAUCUGUGGCUGGAAUUCUACUCCGACCAGGAGGUGACGGCAGCGGGGUUCCGCCUCAUAUACCACAGUUUUGAGCUUUCGCACUGUGAUGAUCCAGGUGUGCCGCAGUUCGGCUUCAAAGUCAGUGACCAGGGUCAUUUUGCUGGGAGUGCCAUUACUUUUGGCUGUGAUCAAGGUUACACCCUGCAUGGCAGUGGUAUCCUCAAGUGCAUGACUGGGGAGAGAAGAGCAUGGGACAAUCACCUCCCGUCAUGUAUAGCGGAGUGUGGUGGCAGUUUCAAGGGCCAGUCCACAGGGCGCAUCCUCUCUCCUGGAUAUCCCUUCCCCUACGACAACAACCUGAGGUGCACGUGGACAAUUGAGGUCAACUCUGGCAACAUUGUCAGUCUGCAGUUUCUUGCAUUUGACACGGAGGCAUCCCACGACAUCCUGAAGGUGUGGGACGGGCCUCCCGAGAACGAGAUGUCUCUGAAGGAAGUCAGCGGCUCGCUGCUACCUGAGGGAAUCCACUCCACUCUCAACAUCGUCACCAUUCAGUUUGAGACUGACUUUUACAUCACAAAGUCUGGUUUUGCCAUUGACUUCUCCAGUUCGCUAGCCACAGCCUGCAGAGAUCCAGGUAUUCCCAUGAAUGGCAGUCGCAACGGUGAAGGACGUGAGCCAGGUGACUCUGUGACCUUCUCCUGUGAUCCGGGAUAUGAAUUGCAGGGAGAGAGCAGAAUCACCUGCAUCCAAGUGGAAAAUAGAUACUACUGGCAACCAAGCCCUCCAAGCUGCAUCGCACCCUGUGGUGGGAAUGUGACUGGAUCUUCAGGAUUCAUCCUCUCUCCCAACUACCCCAACCCCUACCCACACAGCAAAGACUGCGACUGGCUUAUUGCUGUGCACUCAGACUAUGUCAUCUCCUUGGCUUUUAUCAGCUUCAGUAUUGAGCCCAACUAUGACUUCCUGUAUAUCUAUGACGGUCCAGACAGCAGCGCUCAUCUGAUUGGCAGUUUCCAAGACAGUAAACUUCCUGAGAAGAUUGAGAGCACUUCCAACUUCAUGUACUUGGCAUUUCGCAGUGAUGGCUCUGUGAGCUACACCGGCUUUCAUUUGGAAUACAAAGCAAAACUGCGGGAGGCGUGUUUUGAUCCCGGGAAUGUGAUGAAUGGCACAAGAAUGGGUACUGACUACAAGCUGGGAUCUAUGGUGACAUUUCAUUGCGAAGCUGGAUAUCUGCUGCAGGGCUACUCCACUCUGACAUGUGUCAUGGGCAACAGCAAGAGACCAGAGUGGGACAGAGCCAAACCAAGCUGUCAAGCUCCCUGCGGAGGUCACUUCACAGGUUCAGAGGGGACCGUGCUGUCCCCAAACUAUCCACAUAAUUACACCAGGGGCCAGAGCUGUGUCUAUGACAUCUUCGUCCCCGGGGACUUUGUCUUGUUUGGUCAGUUUGUGGUUUUCCAAACUUUGACCAGUGAUGUGGUAGAGAUCUACGAUGGAUCCUCCACAGAUUCAGCCCUGCUCUCCUCCAUAUAUGGAUCACACUCAGGCGAGACACUUCCUUUGAGUUCCGGAAACAAGAUAACACUCAAGUUUUCCACAAAUGGGACAGAAACGGCAAAAGGAUUUCAUUUUGUUUACCAAGCUGUUCCUCGGACGAGUGCCAGUCAGUGCAGCUCAGUUCCCGAGCCCCGGUUUGGGAAGCGGAUUGGGAACGACUUUGGCAUCGGUAUGGCCGUACUGUUUGAGUGCAAUCCAGGUUACACGCUGCACGGCUCUAACGCCAUCAGGUGUGAGGCCGUGCCCAGUGCCCUAGCCCAGUGGAACGGCACUGUGCCCACAUGUGUUGUUCCCUGUGGUGGAGUAUUAACUGACCGUAGAGGCACUAUCCUCUCUCCUGGAUACCCAGAGCCGUACGCCAACUAUCUGAACUGCGCCUGGAAAAUCUCCGUUCCUGAGGGAGCCGGCAUCCAAAUUCAAGUUGUGACCUUCGCCACAGAACACAACUGGGACUCGCUGGAUUUUUUUGAUGGGGUUGAUGGCAAUGCUCGGAGGCUUGGUAGCUACUCAGGUACAACAAUUCCCCAGCUGCUGAACAGCACAUCCAACAACCUGUACCUGACCUUCCAGUCUGACAUUAGCGUGUCCGCCGCCGGCUUCCACUUGGAGUACACAGCAAUAGGUUUGGAUUCGUGCCCAGAGCCGCUGCCUCCCAGUAACGGCCUAAGAGUUGGCGACCGCUACACUGUGGGUGACAUGGUGUCCUUCCAGUGUGAUCAAGGCUUUUCGUUGCAGGGUAAUACAUAUAUUACCUGCAUGCCUGGCCCCGUCAGAAGAUGGAAUUACCCCGUACCUCUGUGUUUAGCUCAGUGUGGCGGGUCUAUGACAGACUUCAGCGGCGUCAUCCUCAGCCCAGGCUUUCCAGGGAAUUAUCAGAGCAGCCUGGACUGCAGCUGGAGAGUUCAGCUCCCCAUUGGCUUCGGGAUCCAUCUGCAGUUUCUGAACUUCUCAACAGAGCCUGUUCAUGACUAUCUGGAGGUCCGCAGUGGAAGUCUGGAGACGGGAACAGUGAUUGAUCGGUUCAGUGGUCCCAUGGUGCCCAACUCCCUCUUUAGCACCACACACGAGACCACACUGUUCUUCCACAGCGACUACUCCCAGAACAAACCUGGCUUCCACAUUGUCUACCAGGCAUAUGAGCUACAGAGGUGUCCAGACCCACGACCAUUUCGUAACGGCAUCGUGAUCGGUCAGGACUACAGUGUGGGGAUGACUAUUUCCUUUGAGUGCCUGUCGGGUUACACUCUGCUCGGAGAGCCAUCUCUCACUUGUCUGCACGGAGUCAGCAGAAACUGGAAUCACCCCAUACCUCGCUGUGAAGCUCUCUGUGGUGGCAACAUAACAUCCAUGAACGGCACAAUUUACUCUCCCGGACACCCAGCCGAGUACCCACACUUCCAGGAUUGUAUGUGGACUGUCAGAGUGCCUCCCGGUUACGGCAUCUCCAUCAACUUCUCUGUUAUAAACACAGAACCAAUCUACGACUACAUCACCGUGUGGGAUGGACCUGACCAGGCCUCGCCUCAGAUCGGUCAGUUCAGCGGCAGCUCGGUACAGGAGGGCGUGUCCACCACCGCCAAUCAGAUCCUCAUCAAGUUCCACAGCGACUUCAGCACCAGCGGCUUCUUUGUGCUGCAUUAUUACGCAUACCAGCUGAGAACAUGUCAGCCACCCCCUCCUGUCGCCAACGCCACUAUCCUAACCGAUGAUGACGAGUUUGAAAUAGGGGACAUUAUUCGAUACUCGUGCUUGCCAGGCUUCACCUUGGUGGGCAGUGAGAUUCUGACCUGUCGUCUUGGAGAGAGGCUACAGAUGGAUGGACCCCCACCAGUCUGUCAAGUACAAUGUCCAGCUCACGAAGUGCGAUUUGACUCCACCGGCGUGAUCCUGAGUCCAGGCUACCCUGACAACUACCCCAAUCUCCAGAUGUGCUCCUGGCUGAUUAACGUGGAGAAGGGUUACAACAUCACUCUGCACUUUGAACUCUUCCAGACAGAGAAGGAGUUCGACAUCUUGGAAAUAUUUGAUGGUCCCAACAUCUACAGCCAAAACCUGGCCUCACUGAGUGGUGACGUUGAAACACCCUUCAGCCUGACCACCUCAGGCCACCAGCUCCUUCUGCGCUGGUCCUCUGACCAUGGCACCAAUCGACGCGGCUUCCACAUCAGAUACGUGGCCCUGUACUGCAGUACCCCUGACUCCCCACAGCAUGGCUUUGUAGUGAGCCAGACCGGAGGUCAUCUUAACAGCAUGGUGCGCUGGGCUUGCGACAGGGGGUACAAGCUGAUUGGAAAGGGCACAGCUGUGUGCAAGAAGAGCGUCUAUGGCUUCUACGCCUGGGACGCGCCAGUCCCUGCAUGUCAAGCUGUGUCAUGCGGUGUGCCCACCGCGCCAGUGAAUGGAGGUGUGCUCGCUGCUGAUUACUCUGUCGGCACACGGGUGACCUACUUCUGCAACAGCGGCUACCGGCUUUCCUCCAAAGAGCUGACGACCACAGUCUGCCAGCCAGACGGCACCUGGAGCAACCACAAUAAGAUACCCCGAUGUAUCGUAAUGAUGUGCCCCAGUCUCAGCUCCUUCUCUCUAGACCACGGGAAAUGGAAGAUAGUCAAUGGCUCGCACUAUGAGUAUGGCACCAAAAUAAUCUUCACCUGCAACCCCGGAUACUACCGUGUUGGCCCUGCACACAUACAGUGCCUGGCCAAUGGAGUGUGGAGCUGGAGGACUGAGAGACCUCGGUGUAGAAUUAUUUCCUGUGGCAAUCUGCCCACUCCUCCUAAUGGGAACAAAAUUGGGAUUCAGACUACCUUCGGAGCAUCAGCCAUUUUCAGCUGCAACCUUGGCUAUGUUUUAACUGGAUCUACUGUCAGAGAGUGUCUCCUGUCUGGCCUCUGGAGUGGGAUGGAGACUCAGUGCCUGGCCGGUCACUGUGGUGUCCCAGAGCAGAUUGUGAAUGGGCAGGUGAUCGGGGAAAACUUUGGGUACAGGGACACAGUGGUUUACCAGUGCAACCCUGGAUUCAGGCUCAUUGGCUCCUCAGUACGGAUCUGUCAGCAGGACCACAGCUGGUCCGGACAGCUCCCAGUUUGCAUCUCUGUGACAUGCGGCCACCCCGGCAGCCCUAUCUAUGGCCGCACCACAGGAGAUGGCUUCAACUACAAUGAUGUUGUGCGCUUUUCCUGCAACAAAGGCUACACCCUGGAAGGACCCUCCACAGCUCAGUGCCAGGCCAGCCGUCAGUGGAGUCAGCAGCCACCGACAUGCAGAGUUGUAAAUUGCACAGACCCGGGUAUCCCUGCCAACUCUAUUCGGGAGAGUAAGAUCGAGCACGGUAACUUCACAUUCGGCAGCGUGGUCUUCUACGACUGUAACCCUGGAUAUUACCUGUUCGGCUCGUCAGUGCUCACAUGCCAGCCGGUGGGACACUGGGACAAACCUCUGCCAGACUGCAUCGAGGUUGACUGCGGCCACCCAGGGACACCUCCCCACGGAGAGAUGAGUGGAGAGAAGUUUACCUUUGGCUCCACGGUGCGCUACUCCUGCUCUGGAGACCGCCAGCUCAUAGGAGACUCAUCACUCACCUGUCAGCUGAACGGUCACUGGAGUGGUCCACUGCCCCACUGCUCAGGCGACUCGGGGGGCACCUGUGGGGAUCCUGGCACACCUGCCCACGCCAGCAGGGAGGCAGGGAACUUCAAAGUCCGCAGCAAGGUGCGCUUCACCUGCGCAGUGGGACACACACUGUACGGCUCUGCAGAGAGGAUCUGCUUCCCCAACGGGACCUGGUCUGGCAGACAGCCGUUCUGCAAACCGGUGCACUGUGGGAACCCAGGUACCCCUGCUCAUGGCCGUAUUUCCCGCGUGGAUGGCACAACCUUCUCCCACUCCAUUGUGUAUUCUUGUAUGGAAGGCUAUUUCCUCAGUGGGUCACCCACACGCCAGUGUCUGGCGAAUGGCACGUGGUCUGGCACAGCUCCAAACUGCACAAUGAUCACAUGUGGCGACCCUGGUAUUCCAGCGAACGGACUCAGGUUUGGUGACGACAUCACCGUGGGCCAGAAUGUGACGUUCGUGUGUCAGCCGGGAUUCGUGAUGAUCGAAGGGGACAGCACUGUCACAAGGACCUGCACCAACAAUGGCACCUGGAGUGGCACCAUGCCAGCAUGCAAAGUGGUGACAUGUCCUACACCCCCAGCCAUUCCAAACGGUCUUCUGGAAGGCUCAGUGCUCGAGUGGGGAACCAGCGUGAGCUACAGCUGCCUUCCUGGCUACGAGCUGUCCUUUCCCGCCGUGCUCACCUGCGCAGGCAACGGGACCUGGACUGGAGACCUGCCUCAGUGCUUGCCAAAGUUCUGUGGAGACCCCGGUAUGCCUGCCAAGGGACGGAGAGAAGGCCGCAGUUUCAUCUUCAAGUCAGAGGUGACGUUUAGCUGCGGCGCCCCCUAUGUGCUGGUCGGAUCAGCGACACGCAUGUGUCAGGAGGACGGCACUUGGAGCGGAUCUCAGCCUCGGUGUAUAGAGCCCACGAGAACCACGUGUGAAAAUCCAGGGACACCUGAGCAUGGCUUCAUGAAUUACACAACAGGCUUUAAGGUGGGCAGCCGAGUAGACUUCCAGUGCCAACAGGGACACCUACUGCAGGGCUCCACCACCCGGCUGUGUUUACCCGAUCUCACCUGGACCGGCAUCCAGCCUACAUGCAUCCCUCACUCCUGCAAGCAGCCGCGGAGCCCUGCCAAUGCUGACGUUGUGGGUCUAGACCUGCCCUCCUACGGUUACACCCUGGUGUACACCUGUCAGCCAAGUUAUUUCCUCUCCGGGGGUUCAGAGCACCGUGUCUGCCGCUCUGACGGCAGCUGGACUGGCAAGGUGCCUGUCUGCAGAGUCGGCUCCAAAUCGCAUGAGAAAACUGUCAAACACGUACCAGGCACACCAAGCCCAAAAAUAAAUGUUCCUGACGACGUCUUUGCCCCCGAUUUUGUCUGGAAGGGUUCCUAUGAUUACAGGGGCCAGAAGCAGCCGAUGACUUUGACAGUCACAAGCUUUAAUGUUUCGACGGGAAAAGUCAACGUAACUUUAAGCGACAGUAGCAUGGAGUUUCUGCUCUCUGGAGUGUACAAGCGCCAGGAGGCACGGUUAAUGCUCCUGCUGUACCAGAUGAGAGCACUGGCCCACAGCUCCCUGAGCAGGAUUACUGUUGAGACCUGGGCAAUGGAUGGAUUUGUUUCAGCUGAGCCUGAGGGAGGCAGCUACGUAUUCCAAGGCUUUAUUCAGGGUAAAGACUACGGACAGUUUGGACUACAGAGACUUGGUUUGAGUGUAAGGGAGAACGUCACCUUCACCGACCCAGAAACCAACGGCUCCACCAACAGCAGCUCUGUUGCUGUCGCGAUCCUCGUGCCUUUCUUUGCCCUCAUCUUUGCAGGCCUCGGUUUUUAUCUAUACAAACAACGGAAAACAGAUAAAGCGCAGUACACCGGAUGUUCUGUCCACGAGAACAACAAUGGACAGGCUACUUUUGAGAAUCCCAUGUACAACACAAACACAAAAGCUGCCGAAGGGAAAGUUGUCCGCUUCGACCCCAAUCUCAACACCAUCUGCACCAUGGUUUGAUGUCUACUGAGUAUAAGAGAAUGACUUACAGACUUACAUAUAUAUAUAUAUAAAUGACAUAUUUAUAUUUUCCCUACUUCUGAUGGCAUACAACUAGGACACAAAGAAUCGCUCAGAAAUAUAAAGCACACCUUCGGCAACACUUAAGAGUUGCGACUGAUCGUACACGGAGGGUAAAAGAUUAGAGAGAGAGGGAGAGGAGGUUCCAGACCUUUCCAGAUCUUCCCGUUGUUCGACGGAGAGAAGAGUUCUUUACACUCAGUGAGUGUUGGUUUCAUGAAUAAAAAAGAGCCUCUGGCAUAUAGAUAAAAUAGAGUAUUUUAUGCUCUGUAGUAUAAAUAUAGAGGGGUUACUUCACAAUGCCAAAUGAAAAAUUUAAACUUUUUCCAAGAAAACAGCUCAGACCGAGACCCCUUCUGUUGUUUGUUUUUGUCGUGGUGUCACAUUCAUCCUCAUGAGAGUUUCUCUUAUGGAGGUGAGGAGCCUCUCGACUGUGAGUUGAUCAGCCUAAUCUUCAGAGUCGGUUUCCAUGCAGGCAGAUGUGUGAGAGUUAAUGGAGAAGUAGAAAUGCAAAUGGUUCUUUGAAUAGCGUCCGCGCCAUUCUCUGUUCAAGGUUAUGUGGUCAAUUAUACCUAUUAAUUAGAUGGUAACUCCGACUGAUGAAAUAUAUGGCCAGGGAUUCAAUUACUGAAGUGCAGUACAGUUUUUCAAAUGUGACCGGGUAUGCUAGGGCUUCUAUUGUUACAGUGCAGGUAAUCAGACAACAGUAGAGUUCAUUUUCUUAUUAAGAAGAGAUAUAUUCAACAUUAUAGAGUUUAUUAUCAAGUUGUCUGCAGUGAUUUUGUUUUCAGCAGCAAUGUUCUUUAAGUAUGAGAACUUUUAUUGCUGACUUGCUGUGGAGGCAGACUGUACCGUUCAGCGUAUUGAUCACAUGAGGCAAAUCAUCCAUCUAUUUAACCGAUCCUUAAGUUAUUGAAGGAGUUGUGAAACCUGAUUUCCUUUCAGGUGUUUUUUCUCUUAUUGUUAUUCCUCUGAGUGUAUUUGUGUCCCAAAUAAACCAAAUUUGGAGUGAAUUAACCCCAACCCUGAGGCUGUAGAUAUCAAGCAUCUCAAAGUGGGAGUUCCUAUCCUAAUUAUUUCAGUUUUUAUUUACUGACGAGGUUGAGCAUGGCCACAGUGCUCAGUAUCAACAGCAGGACAGGUUUCCCAGAAGUUAAUUUCCCGCCUGUAUGUCUGUGACUCAAAGUUCAAAGACAUGUCAGUCGGCAGCCUGAAGUCAGAUGAAUGUCUUGUUUUAUGUUGAUAAAAAGUUGAAGAUGCAUCUGCCUUACUUUAGAGUAAAUCCGAAAUCAAACAAGUGCAACUACCACGUCAUCUCCGUUUAUCAGGAGCGGUUUUUAACGUUCUAUAUUUCUUUUGGGAAACCGUGCCUUAGUCAGUGAACUCUUGAUGCGCACUCCUACUCUGAGACACUGGAUGAAUACAGACCUCAGCCCGUUUCAUUGACACCUACUGACUCAAGUGGUUACUUCAGUGUCUUACUGAACCAUCAGCUUCUGCUAACAAAUGUACAGUACACACGAGAAAAUAAUUUGCACACUUAAACAUGAGCCAUCAUCAUUAUUGUACUAUCAUCCAAGUCCAUCCAUGAUUUCAAAGUAAAAAUAGAUUUGACACUGUCAUCACAUUUGUACAUCAUUGCAGUGCCUUGGAUACUGUAUGCGCAUAUAUUUUAAAGAAGACAUUUAUUCUAUAAGUGAAGCUGUACAUCAGUGUCGUUUAUCUGCACAGUUUUGCAUUGAUUUUGAUGUCAGCUCUGAUGGUUUAUUUAAGAAGUGUGUUUGAACAGCAGCUCAUUGUUUCAUACCUGUGCAUGUUGGCAAAAAGCGAUCCAGUAUAGCAAUUGCUGCUAUCGUACUUUGUACCACUCUGUUGAUUCCUGUCAUUGCUGUUACAUUUUGUACAUUUAUACAGUUUUGA
Paralichthys olivaceus (Japanese flounder) is the source of this 12588-nucleotide messenger RNA. NCBI's taxonomy places the organism in Eukaryota, Metazoa, Chordata, Actinopteri, Pleuronectiformes, Paralichthyidae. The record is from RefSeq and is a predicted model, not a curated record.